Molecule: messenger RNA, 4911 nt
Organism: Prosopis cineraria
Lineage: Eukaryota; Viridiplantae; Streptophyta; Magnoliopsida; Fabales; Fabaceae
Product: putative pentatricopeptide repeat-containing protein At1g74580
Exons: 4
Coding region: 1171-3489 (772 amino acids)
Molecular function (GO): protein binding
Source: RefSeq, a predicted model, not a curated record
GAGAGGGUGGGUGGGUCCGAGAACAUCUGCUGCGUCCUUUUUUUUCCUGUUCUCGUCGUCGGCGUUUGUGCAGCAGCUCGUCCGUCCGUUCGCCGCUGCCGUGGCUGUCAUAGCUGCCAAAUUCUUCUCUUUCUCUGUUCUGUUUCGCAUCACCAGAUACUUCUUCCUCGAGUCGGGGGUACCCAUUCUUCCCUCACGUCGUCCGUCCGUCACUGCAGAGCGCCAUUCAGCUUGUGAGUUCUCCUUCUCCCCUGUUCGCAUCGUCUCUGCACUGGUGUGGAGGUGGAACAGGAUAGGAUGACAUGGGUGAAGGGAAAAAGAUUUCUAGCUGUUGGAUAAACACCAUAUCAACUUCCCCCUGCCACUGCACUGUCUGUCUAGUCCCCACCACACCGUUGGUGUUGACUGGCAACAUCAGGCCAUCAAAUGGGCAGCCUUCACCAGCAGCACUCUCACUUCCUGUAAAUUAAUAGGGUUUGUUUUUUCUGCCUGUCUCCUGUGAGGUGUUUAUCCUACUAAAGAUCCUUUUUUGGGUUGGGAAUUUAAUGCAAAAAGAAACAGUUUGGGAAUUUAUUGCAAAAAGAGACUUUUUAUUUUUUUUAUUAUCAAAGAAAAGAAGGCGAUUUUCUAGGUUUUAUUAGUGCAAUCUUUCUCGCCUAAACUUGUUUGUGUGUUUGUCAAUUUCUCUUUGCAAAAGUUCAGCUUCUCUCUUCUUGUGUACAUGCAUGUUUCUUGUGCCCUUUGACCAUGAGCCAAUUUGCUAAGCUCUAUUAAUGAAAUGCUUCUUGCACAUAAUUGGUUUGCUUUUGUCAAUUCCAUUGCUGGCAGUUACUUUUGUCCUUUGAUGGUAAGACUGCAAUUAACUUCAUAGAGAGUGAAAUGCAUUUGGACAAGUCUAGUUAUUGCUUGCCUUCUUUCAAUUUGUUGAUUUAAUUUUAACCUUUUUUUUAUGGGAUUUACAACGGUGAUAAUUAGGUGGGAAGCUUGUUUGUCAGGGCACAAAGAAGCAAGCUCGUAGGCAUAUGUCCUGCUACCGAAUGAAUUUUCUGUUUUUAUGUGUGUAACUUUGAAGGUUUAAUGUACAUGCCCAAGCAACGAACUGCUUAUGUUUGGUUGAUGGAUUUUAUUUGAUUAUUAUACAUAAAAUUAUUUGUAGAGUGUCAUCUUGGAAUGAGUCCUACUUUACUUCCUAAGCAUGUUGCUGCUGUUGUAAGAUCUCAAAAGGACCCACUUAAAGCGCUUGAAAUGUUCAACUCAGUGAAAAAGGAAGAUGGAUUCAAGCACACAUUAUUAACUUACAAAUGCAUGGUUGAAAAACUUGGAUUGCACGGGGAAUUUGAGGCAAUGGAGAAUCUUCUUUCGGAGAUGAGAUUGAAUAUUGAUAACAGCUUAUUGGAGGGGGUGUAUAUUGGUGCUAUGAAGAACUAUGGGAAGAAAGGGAACGUUCAGGAAGCUGUUAACAUAUUUGAGCAGAUGGACUUCUACAAUUGUGAGCCAUCUGUUCAAUCAUUUAAUGUGAUUAUGAAUAUACUGGUCGAGCAAGGGUAUUUCAAUCAAGCCCACAAGGUGUACUUGAGAAUGAGAGAUAAAGGGAUUGCUCCUGAUGUGUACACCUUUACCAUAAGGAUAAAGUCCUUCUGUAGGACAAGCAGGCCUCAUGCUGCUCUGAGGCUACUCAAUAACAUGCCUUCCCAAGGGACUGAUUGCAAUGCAGUAGCAUAUUGCACAGCCAUUGCUGGAUUUUAUGCAUGCAAUCAUCCAGUUGAGGCAUAUGAAUUGUUUCAUAAAAUGCUCACUCAAUAUUUAUGUCCUGAUAUAGCUACAUUCAAUAAGCUUAUUCAUUCACUUUGUAAGAAGGGUAAUGUCCUAGAAAGUGAGAAACUUCUGGACAAGGUUUUAAAGAGGGGGAUUUCUCCUAAUUUGUUCACUUUCAAUAUUUUUGUUCAAGGACUAUGCAGGGAAGGUUCUCUUAGCAGGGCGGUCAAAUUAUUUGAUAGUGUGUCUAGGGAAGGUCUAGUUCCUGAUGUUGUAACCUACAAUACAUUAAUCUGUGGAUUGUGUAAAAACUUAAGGGUUGUCGAAGCUGAGAGGUAUUUGCACAAAAUGGUUAAUGAUGGAUUUGAGCCUGAUGGCUUCACAUAUAAUAGUAUUAUUGAUGGAUACUGCAAGGCUGGGAUGGUACAAACUGCAAAGAAUGUUUUGAAGGAUGCAAUCUUCAAGGGAUUUGUGGCUGAUGAGUUUUCUUAUUGUUCCUUAAUUAAUAAAUUAUGCCAGGAUGGUGAGAUAGAUCAUGCCAUGGCUGUUCUUAAAGAUGCGUUCGGAAAAGGUAUAAGGCCUAGCAUUAUUGUCUACAAUACAUUAGUCAAAGGGCUAUCUCAGCUGGGUCUUAUUUUGCCAGCUUUGCAACUGAUGAAUGAGAUGUCAGAAAAUGGUUGCCACCCCAAUAUAUGGACGUAUAAUUUAGUUAUAAACGGCUUGUGCAAGAUGGGUUGUGUAUCUGAUGCCAGUAAACUUAUGAACGAUGCUAUUGCUGAUGGGUGUCUUCCAGACAUAUUUACCUACAAUACUUUGAUUGAUGGCUAUUGUAAACAGUUGAAGUUAGAUGAUGCAAUUGAUAUGGUGGAUAGAAUGUGGAGUCAAGGUGUGACUCCUGAUGCUAUCACGUAUAACACUAUAUUGAAUGGGCUUUGUAAGGCCGCAAAAUAUGAAGACGUAAUGGAGACUUUCAAAACAAUGUUGGAGAAGGAUUGUAUUCCUAACAUUAUUACAUACAACAUACUCAUAGAAAGCCUUUGCAAAGCUAAGAAACUAAAUGAAGCUUUGGAUUUGUUUAGGGAAAUGAAAAGCAAGGGUUUGACUCCUGACACAGUGAGUUUGGGAACAUUGAUCAAUGGGUUCUGUGAGAUUGGUGAUCUAGGUGGAGCUUACCAGUUUUUCAGGACAGAAAACCAACACAAGAUUUUUCAGACGACAGCAAUAUAUGAUAUAUUGAUUAAUGCAUAUUCUGAAAAGCUUGAUAUGAAUACAGCAGAAAAUCUGUUUACAGAGAUGAAUGAGAAUGGAUGUGAUCCAGGUAGCUAUACUUAUCAGGUCAUGAUUGAUGGUUUCUGCAAGACCGGAAAUGUUACUGCUGGAUACAAUUUUCUGUUAGAGAAGAUUAAGAAGGGGUUCAUUCCAUCACUGCCAACAUUCGGACGGGUUCUAAAUUGUCUUUGUGUGGAGCAUCGGAUCCGUGAGGCUGUUGGCAUCAUCCACCUUAUGGUAGCCAAGGGUAUUGUCCCAGAUACUGUUAAUGCAAUUUUUGAAGCUGACAAAAAGGAGGUAGCAGCACCUAAGAUCGUUGUGGAAGACUUGUUGAAGAAGGGCUGUAUAACUUAUUAUGCCUAUGAGCUGCUAUAUGACGGGGUUAGAGAUAAGAAGACACUUAAGAAAAAUCCCCCAACCAUGAAUUCACAUAAAUCAGGGGCGAGGCUAUCAGCUGUUGACUAAAAUAUGUGGAAAAUGUGUGUAAGACUUCCUGAUCUGCAACUUGGCUCCCAGGAUAGGGGAUCUUGCAGUGGAUGCAUAUAAAAAUGGACUUCCUAGAAUCUGAAACUGAACUUUAAGGGAUAGCACAGAGGGAUUUCAAAUUUGAACUUAAGACUGUAAGUUACUCUAGUCAAGGCAUUUCUUAUAUCUUUAAGUCUGCAUUUUAAGAAACAGUUGAAGUUCAUAUUCACUUAGCAGAUUGGAACAUUGCUGAAUGUUCUGUAGUCCCAGCUUUUUACAUUUGGCUGGGGAAACAAUGAAUUAAGCAUCUACAACGAGUCCUUUAUGACUAUGUCAAGAUCUGAUUAGUUAAAAUGAAACAUGACAAGGGAAUUAGGCAAUACCUAUUCAAGGAAGUGGAACGUGGUUUUUUGUAUAUCUGUUGGGAAAUUUGGAACUUGAGAAUUAAAAAAAGUCUUUAGUACUGAAGAGGCUGAUCUGUGUUCUGAUACAAAGAGAGUCUUGCAAAGGGUAAUGGCGGAUGCUCAAUACAUGGCUCAUUCUAGCAAUAGAAGAGAGAUGAGAGGAUCUGUUUGUCGAACUCAGGACGCUGCUGGGGAGUGGAUUGCUCUACAUACUGGUGGAUCGGCUCAGCUGAACAGUCUUAGUGCCUGUGAUGGUGUUGUGAAGAGAAUAAAUGGAACCUGGAUGGUCGGUUUCUGCAGCAACUUACCCCCUUGCCCACCAGCUAUUACAGAAUUGUAUGGUCUCAUGAAAGGACUAGAAUUAUGUUGAGAGAGAGGACUUCGAAAGAUAAAAGUUACUCCGACUGUACAGAAGUAAUCUAUCUUAUUAUGCGGGUGGAGGACAAAAACAAAUCAGGCACAAAAAAAAGUUGUUAAAAGCGAUGCCCAAAAUCCUCAUCAAUGUGAAUCAUGAGACACCGUGUCAAAAGAGAGGCGUGGAAACCCAAUCAAGAACAAGGCAUGUGUUGAUGAUCUCCAGCUACACACAACUGUAUGGUAAUGACCAUGCCCUUCAGAAUUAGUUUUAUAUUACACUACAAGAACGGUGGAGUUUGUAGAAUUUGACUUUAUACUCUUGAGAGUGGUGUCAGUGCAUAUUUGGUACAUGGAAAAAGUUUCUUAGAAAGGAAAUAAAGAAUGUAUUAUGGGGGGUGGGGGGAAGGGAUAAGUGCAUGUAUCGUUUUCUUUCUAUAAAAUAUUUUUAUAUCUACUAGACAUUGCAAAACUCUGCUGACAGUGGAAGCAAGAUUCUCUUGUGAUUAUCAUAAAGAAUCUUUUUUUCUUAAUUUAGCUUAAGCUUGUUUCUUUUACCGUUUAAACAGCCCUGUAAGUAAUGGCAUUUCCACCAAUGCACAAUAUGAACAUAUAAGCUUUCAAGGCAUGGGGGUUUAGGGAAAUGGAGGAUUUAUUUUUUGCU